Molecule: messenger RNA, 11233 nt
Organism: Tribolium castaneum (red flour beetle)
Lineage: Eukaryota; Metazoa; Arthropoda; Insecta; Coleoptera; Tenebrionidae
Gene: nonC
Product: no-on-and-no-off transient C
Exons: 7
Coding region: 199-10407 (3402 amino acids)
Biological process (GO): nuclear-transcribed mRNA catabolic process, nonsense-mediated decay; protein phosphorylation
Cellular component (GO): nucleus
Molecular function (GO): protein binding; protein serine/threonine kinase activity
Source: RefSeq, a predicted model, not a curated record
AAUUCAGUUUAAGGAAGAAUUUCCGUUUUUCGGGGACAUGACAACCGUGCGUGCGGGGAUGUUUCGUUUGUCCGGUUGGUGCGGGUUUUAGAACCAAACCGAAAAGCGAGUGACAAAUGUAUUUCAAGAAAAAUAGUUGGAGCGUGAUGCAGUCUAUUCCAAGUAUAUGAAAGCAAUUUUUGUAUCGGCAUGUAAGUGAUGAUAUCGAAUAACACACCUUACAAGCUCAAGGCUUCAAAAAGCUCGAAAGAACUGAACGAUUACGACAACAACCAUUCGGACGAAAAUUACGACAACAGUAGCGUGGACGGUGAUGUAGAAAACAGCCAAAAAUACCAUGUAUACUCCCGCGAGAACCGCUACAGAGGCGUGGGAAGGCCCCGCUCUAGCGAGUUUCGUUCCUCGAAAAUCAACGACCGCAGGGGGGCGUACCGCGGGCGCGGGGGCCCGCCGGGCCGCAGGGGCGACCGCGACGGGGGCGAUUUCUACAUCCUAAACCGAAAGUAUCAAGAGUCAUUGUCAAGACAUUCGGAAUCAUCAGGGUCGUAUCAUGGAAAAUUUUAUGAGCCGGAGAAGAAGAACGAUAUCAAGCUCAAUCUACUUGAAGAUACCCGAAUUUCCAAGCUGCUGCGGCGGCUGAGCACCGAAGUUGACCAGGAAAAUUCCCUGGCCAUUUCGAAGAAACUUCUAGAGGUGCUGCUGCUACCAGACAACGCGCAGUACGUCCGCAAAGCUUUCCACAUCCUUGGUGAGUCCAUGUUUGAGAUACUGCAAGUGUCGCCAGGGCCUUUGGCCAAACAACAAGCCACAAGAGCACUAGGCAGGAUGGGUUACAUAAUGGGACAAGAAAAGGAUUUUGAAAGGUACCAGAACUGGAUUUUUGUCAAGAUGAAAAACGCAUACGAAGAAAUGCAAAUCCUUCUAAUGAAGUCGUUUAAAGAAACCCUCGCUUUUGAGAAAAACAAACCAGUCCUGCAAGAUCACGCCGAAAAUCUCAUGCACCAUCUAGUAACGUGUAUCGAAAUCACGGAAAACGCCCAAGUUUUCAAAGCCAUUCUCGACAUUUUGAUGACGAUCAUCGAGCUCUACCCUGACUGUUUUUACACGCAAUUUCAGGACACUGUAGACUUGUUAUUUGGGUGGCACGUUGAUCACACCCAACCCUUAUCGAACAUUGAGUUUAUUUCCCGUAAUUUGCAACGCAUUUCGCCCCAUUUUAAGUACAACAUUGAGUUUGCCGUCACUCUUAUUGAGAAUUUUUUGGAGGAUAUAACCAACUUUAGCAGCCAGUUGAACGACCCUGAGAGCAAUUCCCUCGAGCACAUUAACGUUCUAAUUCUGGCACUUAACACGAUUUUGAAAUGUUUGGGGGACAGUUUCCGGCCAGUGAACAACAAACAUGUCUCAGUUGAGUUGGUUUCAACUUGUUUGAACCAAAUUAUUAGGACGGUGCGGGACGUUCUUGAAAGUUUUGUUGCGGAUAAUCUUAUCAUAGCAGCCAAUGAGAGCAUCGGGAUUUUACUCGGACAGUUGGAUAACAAAAGUCAAGCUUUGAGUAACUCGAUUUACACUUUGAUUGAUCUUGAGUUGAGUCUUGUUAACGAAUUUUCCGAUGCAACUUUAGUAUCAAUGCUGCUCCUAAUUUCCAAAAUCAUUAAAGAAUUAUCGGCCAAUUUGCCAAUCGAACUGAUUGAAAAACUAAUCGGUCCCAAGUCAGAAAUAGUCAAAUUGCGCUACUCCUACUUCAAGAAUAUCCAAGAUUCGGUCAUUUGCGUCUACCAAGCGUUGCUGAAUUUGAAAAACGUCUCACUCCUUCAGGAGGCUUAUCGGUACGUUUUGGGCGACCUUGAGGUCGUUUACCGGGCGAUUGUCCCAAAUAUUAAGCCCUUUAUCCAAAAUAAUCCAUUUUCUGAAGACAAUUUUGACUUGAACACCGACCAGAAAGAACUAACCGUGCUGUUUUUAUUACGGUGUCUGUCACAAUUGGCUAAUGCCAGUUCGAUAAUUGUAAUGUGGGCCUUAAAACCUAGCAUUUUGGAACUAGUGGGAGUGAAUCUGGAACCGUACCAAGAAACCCUAGCUAGGGACAAUCCAGCGUUGCAGUACAGCCUACUUUACUUGCUGUACUCCCAUUGCAAGUGCUACAAUCAUUUCAUUUCGAGCAGUAAUUUAGUAGCGAAAAAGCAAGACCAGACGAGUUUGAUGGGUUUAUUCACUUUACCGGAUGUUUUGAACAUUAACGACGUGCCAAACACUUCGCCCAAUUUGGGAAAUUUCGAAAUAAUUCUCGACAUUUUGCACAAAACUUUGAGCAUACCGACGCCAAACGAAGUGACUUUGUUGCUGCUCCAGUGGCUGAACGACAUCCUGAUCAAUUCGGACAGUUACCUUGCCAAUUUAUACGAUAACGAGAAGUUUGUCGCAGUGACUGAAGUAUUGGUCAAAUGCGGCUACCAUUUCAACACAAAGAUUGUGCUUUCCGUUUGCGAAAAUCUCGACAAACUUUUGAGUAACAAGCAGUUAUCCUGGAACAGUCAGUUCUUGAUGAACGUUUGCGACCUAGUUAAGUUACACCUAAAUUCAAAUAACAACGAAAUUCGUCUGAAAUAUUCCAAACUUUCGGUUAAUGUUCCUUGGGACGUGGCUGUGGUCGAACUAAAUAAAUCCAACUCGGGUUUUGAUGCAAAAAAAUCAACAAGUAUCAAAGACUAUUCCAAUUAUAUGGUCCGAAUGGCCCAACAUUUGCACUUAAAUAAUAGCGUAACGGGUGACAUGUACCCUCUUCAAUUCAAAACUUUCACCGAUUAUUUGCUUAAGAACGAAUCUAGCGAGUCACCGAAUUGGUUGGAGGACAUCUUCAUCAGUAGCUGGCCUUUGCAGGCCAAUUACAAGGCUAUGGAAUUUUUCUAUGAUUUGGCAAUCAAUUCGAGAAUAAUUUUACACAACUGGACAACGCUCGAAAGUGCGCAAUUUUGCGUCAAUUCCAAGCUGCGCACACCGUUGGGCAAACCGAACGAGACGUUCACAAAAAUCGAAGGUGCCCUUAACCAUUUAGGCAAUGAUUUAAUUAAUGUUAAGAAGAACAAAGAGAAUGAAAGUAGUAACGACAUUGAUAGGGUCAGACUGUUGCUUCAGUUCAUUGAACAUUUGGAAAAAGCCAUAUACAGUGCGUCCGAAGGUUGCGCUAUAGCAAUGCAACAACCGCCCAAGCAAGUCAGGUCGUUCUUUAUCACCAACACAAACACCUGUAGCGAAUGGUUGAGUCGGAUUAGAAUGGUUGUUAUACACAUAGCCAUGCAUGCGUCUGAUCCUUGCACUGCGGUCAGACAUGGGCAAGCCCUACUUGGCGAUAUGGUAACGUCUGGAAGAACGUCCGGUUCUGAAUUCGAACGAAUUGUAAUUUUUAUUACACUGGCGUUGCUACAAAUGCGGGAGACUGAGGCGAUUUUGGGGCUUUACAUUUGGUGUAAAAGCACAGCUGGUCGCAAGUUUGUUUGGGUGAAAUAUGCAGCAGAACAGGCGGCUAAGAGAUACGAACUUGCGAUAGAAGGCUACAAGAAAGUACUGAGACGUUGUAACACCAGUGAAAGUGAUGAAGCGAGCGAAAAUCCCAAGUUGGAAUCAGACACGCGUCAUUUUAUUUACGACCAGAUUGUGAUUUGUUACAAAGAGUUGGGCAAUUGGGUCGAUUUGAUGAACUGGAAUAUGGAGGAAAACGUGGGAGAGGUGAUGGACAAUGGGCGGAGGUACUGGUUCAGUACCACAGACUGGACCUGUGUUAAUAAUUUGUUUAACGUGGAAGUGGGUCGGCAAGCUUUUAGCGACCUAUCGUCCUGGAAUUACAAAGACGAGACAACGUCCUGGAGCCAAUACGAGGAGAUGACGACACUUGAGACGAAUUUGUACGGACUUGCCUUCAGUAUAGCGUCAGAUAAUGACGAUUUGUGCAAGAAAGUCGAGGAGAACUUGACUAGGAUUCAAAGCUCGAUUAGGUACCACCUGAAUUUGGCACCGUCUGAUUACCUUCAAGAGCUUCAAGUGAUGCAAUACGCCAGUCAAGGAAUCAAAAAUAUACUCAACGGUACGACCACCAACACCGUAUUUCGUGCAUCUGAGAAUUUCGAAAACGAAAUUUCGAAAAUUGACUCUUCGAUUUUACGAAAAGUGCUGUGGUGGUCGGAGUAUUUCGAAGGCGUCCAAAAUCAAGGAUCAACUUUCUGUACGAAUUUACGCCUGGAUGUUAUAAAACGAGCCAGAAAAGAGCGCAAUUUCAAGCUAGCAUUUGCGCACGUUAGCAAAGUGCUUAAAGAUAAAGACUUGGUGAUUGAUGAUAAUGGUUUUAACACUAUUGCCACUCUAUUCUUACAAAAAAUUGGCGAUGUGUCGGUGUGGAGUAUCGAUACGGCUCGUGUGAUUAUGGAGAUUAUAAAACUGUCGUAUUGUACUGACCAGAAUAGGCAGCACAAUUUCAACUUGUGCGCUGCUGCCUCUAGUGCAAUUUCCAAACAUGCGGAGCUUUACGGCGGAACGGAAUUGAAGAAAAUUAGCAGCAAAAUUUUGCUAAAGUUGGCCAAUUGGUUGCAAGUAAACGAGGAAAUUUGCUUGACUGAGAUAAACAGUCCCUUGGGUAAAUUACUAAUGGUGCUACCGGAGAUUGGGAUGAUGGAUAGUAGUGUUUCAAAUGUGAUUCCAAUGAGUGAAAUGGCAAUUGGCAAAUUGUUGCAAUUUAGCGUACAUCAGUGUGUCGGUUUGGCCAAAAGUUGGAAUGCUUUUGGUACGUGGUGUUACCGUUGGGGGCGCAAAAUCAUAGACCACAGUUCCGACGUCCAGAAUAAUCUCACGGAAGAGGACCAUUUGAUUAUUAAAAAUUUGUUACCACCAACAACACCACCCGACGAUUUGAAUAAAAUUAUCACGAUUUUGUCCCAAACUAGAUCGAAUCUUGACGAGGAAGAUAUCGAAUCGCACGAUUUGAAUACGUCAGAAAUGAUCCAGAACCAGUUGAAAUAUGUGCCUGUUUUGCAAAACGCGUCCGAUGCUGAUUUGAAAAGUUUGGUUCAGAUUUGGAGAAACACCCAAAAGAGGAUUUAUACGUAUUAUGCACUCAGUGCCGAGGCUUAUUUCAAGUACUUGCACUUGACCACAAGUUCGGAAAACGUUACGAAAAGCACCGAGUGUAACAUUAUCACGAUCACUCUACGUUUGCUAAGGUUGAUCGUUAAGUACGCCCUGGAAUUACAAAACAUACUCGAGGAAGGCUUACAAACAACGCCAACUCAGCCUUGGAAAGUCAUAAUCCCCCAGUUGUUUUCCCGUUUGAAUCACCCCGAAAGUUACGUCAGACAUAGAGUUUCCGAUUUGUUGUGUCGUAUCGCCGAGGAUGCUCCUCACUUGAUUACGUUCCCGGCUGUUGUUGGUGCAUUGGAAGGCGGUCUAAAGUUUGAUUUUUCCGAAAUUUCGCUACCCAAGGAUUGUCUUUCGCAAAACAACGAAUGUCACGAUGAGGAAUUGAACGAAGAAGAAGAUAACUACGAGAGUGACAGUGAAGAUUCAACAAAUGCGCUACAGUCGUGUUUCCGAACUAUGGUGGACACGCUUAGUAAACAAGACCCUGAAACCAUAGCACAAGUGCAAACACUCGUCAAAGAAUUGCGCCGAAUCACUCUACUGUGGGACGAGUUAUGGUUGGGUACUUUGGCCCAACACCAGACCGAAAUCACCAAACGCCAGCAACAACUCGAAUACGAAAUCGAGAAAGUCAAUGAGAAUCCGCACCUGAACAAGGAAGAAAAAUUGUCGCUCAUUGCCGAAAAACACAGGAUUAUAAUCAAGCCGAUUGUGUUUGUCCUGGAGCAGUUGCAAGAAGUGACAACUGCUGAGGCAGAAACCCCGCAUGAGAAAGAGUUCCAGGAGAAAUACCUAGACGAGAUCAAAGACGUGAUCAAUAAGUUGAAGAAUCCCGAAAAUCCCGAAAAACCACAAGAGUCCUUACAACCACUGAAGAGUCUCCAGAAGCAGUUCCAACAGAAGUUCCACCGACGUGCUUCAUACACGCUCAAAAUGCAGUCAAUCAGUCCAGUUUUGGCCUCAAUCAAGAACACUGUAAUCGCAAUGCCUGGAUUGGCAACAUCUGCCAAAACUCGAGUCACAAUCGCGCACGUUUCUAACGUUGUUUCAAUCCUCCCGACAAAGACCAAGCCAAAGAAAUUGAUUUUUUACGGAUCGGACGGCCAGACCUACACUUAUCUGUUCAAGGGUUUGGAAGAUUUACAUCUGGACGAGAGAAUAAUGCAGUUCUUGAGCAUCGCGAACACUAUGAUGGCCCACAAUGCUGAUCUGACUGGCCAGAAUUUAUACCGUGCCAGACACUACUCUGUUAUCCCGCUGGGGCCACGGUCAGGUUUGAUUUCUUGGGUUGAUGGAACCACUCCUGUCUUCGCACUGUAUAAGAGGUGGCAACAACGCGAAAUCGCAAAACCGUUUAUCAAAAAUAACGUAAACACAACUGCCAGUGUGUUGAGACCUUCGGAAUUGUUUUAUAAUAAGUUGAAUCCGUUGCUGAAAGAGCACGGAAUUAAGAAUAUAGAGAAUCGGAAGGAGUGGCCUUUGAGUGUCUUGAAGCAGGUUUUAACCGAGCUAAUGGCCGAGACACCUAGCGAUCUCCUCGCCAAAGAACUGUGGUGUAAUGCGAUUGAUGCCAACACUUGGUGGCAAGUGGUCAAGAGAUAUUCAUAUUCCGUAGCUGUGAUGAGUAUCAUUGGGUAUAUAAUUGGGCUGGGGGACCGACAUUUGGACAACGUCCUGGUGGACUUGACCAGUGGAGAAGUGGUCCAUAUUGACUACAACGUGUGUUUUGAAAAAGGCAAGACUUUGCGAGUGCCCGAGAAAGUCCCCUUCAGACUCACGCCGAACAUUCGUGGGGCACUUGGAAUCACAGGAGUUGAGGGAAUUUUCCGCACCGCUUGUGAAAACGUACUGAAAACUAUGCGAAAAGGACGUGAGACCUUGCUCACACUUUUGGAGGCGUUCGUUUACGAUCCCCUGAUCGACUGGACAGUGGGUGGCGAGGUGUUGGCAGGCACAAGCUUUGGAGGGAUCUCCUCAAGUGUUAAUUCCAGACAAAGCAAAAAAGACCUAGAGAAAGAAGUGACUCUGUCCAUGUUUAAUGUGCGUUGCACCGAAAUGAAAGUCGAAUGGGAGGAAAAUAAGGAAAAUAUUUUGAGAGAUAUUCCAACACUGCUUGAAAAUUUCCAGUCGUGGAUUGAUGUACAGAAGAAGAUUAGCGAAACGGAAGAUUAUUUACAAGAUUUGCACCAACAGAUGGCUCUAGUGAAAGAGGCUGAGGCGCACGGUGCUAAUAAACACAGCCUGUAUAAUUUGCCAUCGCGUUACGAAAUCUAUUGCAAGACGCAGGAGGCCAUGAAAACUGCAAAGAAAGAUAUCGAUAAGAUAAUGGACGAGGCUGAAAACCACAUUACCGGUUAUUUAGAGGCCUUGAAACUAUUAGAGAGUCCUCAAUUCGCGCAUUGGAUAUCCGAUCUGAAAGCGCCCGAUAAUGAUAUGAAUAUAUUCGAUUUAGUUAAGGAGUUUUUGCACAAUGCUGGCAAAAACGAUGUGAUAACGCAGUGUGAACAGUCGGAAAGUGACGUCGAACAGUUAUCGAAAUUGCAGAAUUUGUCAAUAAGGCGAUGUUUGCAGCUCUUACAGGAGUAUCAUGCGAUUUUGUCGCAGUGUCCCAAGUCAUACAUUGAAAAUCACCGAAUGUAUUUAUACCUAAACUGGUCAAAGUUUAUGCUAGAUACUAAAACAGUCGAAAGUUGCGAUGCUAUUUACGAAAAGUUCCGAAUGUUUCUUGAUUUUGGUAACGCCAAACACACUUUACAGUUUUCUUACAGUUUGGAAACUUUCUACAAAGAGACUAUAGCUCAAGUCAAUAAACUUUACGAGGAUUUGACCAAAAUUCGAACGCAAGAAUCGAGCGUUGCACUUGAAAAACUAUACGCUAAUGCACGAUUAGGCGUUUCAACGUUUUUAAAUUGUGAGAAAGGAGCUACAAGUGCUUUUGAGUUCGUUAUAGCCAACGAGUUGGUGCUACUUAAUAAAAACUUCCUAACUUUGGAGACUGCAGCCAGUCGAAGCGGAGAUUUGUUAAUUAAAUUGACAUCAAGAGAUGGUGACUGGUUUUUAGAUGAGCUGGUUUUAAACAGUACCAGAGUGGUAGAAAUGAUUAAUAAUCUUCCAGUGAAGCAAGAGGGUGAAGUUGGCCGGUUUGUGAAGGUGUUGAAUGGCAUUAGAAGUGCGAAUAAUGUUUACAAAGGGUUACAUGAGCUACAUUUUAAUUUCCACACUAUUAUUUUGCCCGAAAGCAUGAAGAAAAUUCAGAGUGAAGAACCAACUGUCGUACAGAUGGUUGCAGAUCUUGGCAGUUUGAUAGGCGAGUUGGGAACCACAAUUCCAGAUAUGAUCGCCCAGCUGGAGAAGAUUUUGUCCUGUUUGUUUAUGCAGAUGGAUAUUAAUCCUUCGUACGAAAUAGUUUUGGGUCGUGUGGCCGCAGUGCGGAGCAAAUUCCAGCUUUUGAUUCAGAGUCAGUCUGAUACUCUCAGUGCGGGCAAAAUGCUCCUGAUGGGUUUUAACGGACUUUUCGAAAAACUGAGUCAAGAAAUGCACACUUUGGUCAGUACUUUAGGCAGUCUGGACAUACCUUCCUCCUGGAAGAAAUUAGAUCAAGUGAAAGAAGCGAAAAGCAUUGGUGCCCAUAUUUUUAACCCCAGGGUCCACGAUAUCCUCGAGGAUAUCUUUCUUCUGAAAAGGCUGCAAACAAUGUCUGAAUUUUUCGGUCUGGUGCUCGAAAUGUGCCAGUCGUUUAAAGCCAAUGCAAAACAUGUGAUUUUUAACGACGAUCAAUUGGUGAAGCCUGUGAGACAAUUUAUCGCCGAUUUUAUUUCGCGCCAACUGUUGGGCAUAACGACCGAAGCAGUGGCGUAUUGUGUUUGUUUCCUUUUGCAAAAUUUGAGUCUUGAUGUCUCACACGAAAUCGAACAAAAAGAUAUCGGUGCUGAAACGAAAGUUCCUUUAGAUGAGUUGUGCCAUAAGGCUUGGAAUUAUUUAUUCAAGCAGGGAGUGUUUAGCCAGAAUUUAGUGUCGCAAGCUUCGGGCUUUUCGACCAAUUUGAAGAGUGCCUGGGAGAAGAUUCAAGAGCCGAAAAAGAUCGAACUGAAGUUGACUGUCUUACAGUCAAGUGCGCUGCGCAUACAGAACCAGCUUACGGUUUAUAAUUUUAUGUACGAAGAGAUUUUGUCGCAAUUACACGUCUACACAGGUGUGAGGAAUAAGUUUAUUGUGGAUUUGAAGACUGAAAUAACGAAUUUGAAAACCGUCCAUUCGAAAUUAAUUGAAGCAAGAGAGAAGCAACAGUGUUUAAUUGAAAACGCUUAUCAGAGGCUGAAUUGGGCAAAGGGUGCGAACCCGAACGUUGUUGAAAUUUCUGCAGCUUUUGAAAGCGCAGUCUCGACACGAGAUACACGUUUAAAUUUGGAACAAAAAAUCGCAAAUGAAAUUUUAACCGCGUGCAAAGUUAUAUUGCAACAUGAAUUGUUGAGGACUCCUUGUAACGAGUCAAAGGCGUACGAUAAGUUAUUUUUGAACAGUUUUGAGAAAUGGAGGAUCGCUUGCCAGUAUACGAAUUCGCGGAAUGAUGUUAUGACUCCAACUGAAGAAAGUAUAAUGAACUUGCUAACGGCCGAAUUGUUGCAUAAUCCCAAGUGGUUACAAGCCAUUUCUGAGAUAAUCUCCGAUUUGAUUACGAUGUCUCAGAAGAAAUUGACUGAGGAAAAGGCCAAUUUGAUGUGCAUUUCUGAGGAUUUGACAACCGAAAUUGAAAAAUUCAAAGAGAUUUACAACAUUCACUGCAGAUUGAUGUCGGAUGUUAAGUCACUGAUCAAAUCUAUGACCAAAAUUGAAGACUACACGUCACAGACGCAACAGUUUAUCGCCGAUUACCGACUGUAUAUUGACAGUUUUUCGUCUUUGUUUUCCAAAUUCAAGAGAGAAAUGUCCCUGGACGACGUCCAGGCAUGCAUCGAGCAUUUGCGUUUUCUCGAACAGAACACGAACCAAAUUUACGGCGAUUUGCUAAAUUUAGAGGCGAAGAGGAAUCGUCCACAGCUGACGCGACAGGACUGCAUUGCCGUCAGUCCGAUCAAGGUACAGAAGCAGGAGUCGAAAGGACAGCAGAGGAACGCUUACGCGGUCAACGUUUGGCGCAGGGUUAAGAUGAAGUUGGAAGGCCGAGAUCCAGAUCCUGGCAGAAAAUACACUUCUCAGGAACAGGUCGAUUACGUGAUCCGAGAGGCGACCAACUUGGACAACUUGGCCCUUUUGUACGAGGGCUGGACACCGUGGGUUUGAAAUGCAGCGAGUGCGGCAGUAAAGCCCUGCCUGGAUCUCUCUUCAGUACUAGUGAUGCGCCAGUGCGCACUGGUCGCCGUGGGUGAAGCAGCAGCGCCAUCUCUAACUAUACUUGCCAAUCAGGCCAAGUUGCUUAGUUUUAUUGUUCUUGCAAGAAUUUGAUUUAGGGAUCGAAGGAUUAUUGAAAAAAUAAAAAACUUAAAAAAUAUUGUUCUUGCAUUAUCGGUAAAACUCGGCCACUUGAACAUAGUAAAGUAUCUCAAAGUUAAUGCUGCUUUUCAUUUUAAUUAUCAACGGUAAUGUCAGAGUUGACAAAUGCUGCCAAAAUGGCAGCCUCUAUGUUCUCAAAAUGGAGUCUUGAUGUAUUUGAAGUGUGCCGAUUAAUCGGCGUCCAAAUUCAAUGUACCCCAACAUUCUGUGGUACGCAGGCUGGAUUUACAUAUAGAUAAGUCAUCUGGUGAUUGGAUGUGUGUAAAUUCAGUUGGUUGUUGCAUUCAAAUGUGACCUAACUCAAUGUUUACUAUAACUUUUAUUCAAGUAGAACUCUUUCGAAUCAUGCUACUAGCUCCUUAUUCUUAUAAUCUUCAACACACUGGUCUGACAAGAUAAAUUGAUUUUAGAUGUAGUACCUUCUUAUUAUUGUUUAUGUAGGGUUUUAUUAUUCUUUGAUAAGUUUUGAUUUGGUUUAGAAAUCGUAAUAAAUGUUCAAUGGAAACAACACGUACACGUUCAUUACACAAUAAGAUCUCUGUCAGUGUAUGUAUAAUGUUUAUUACUUUUUCUGAUUUCUUUUAAUGAUAAUAUAAAAUAUACUUAUUGAACGUUA